Plasmodium gallinaceum is the source of this 858-nucleotide messenger RNA. RefSeq names its product DNA-directed RNA polymerase III subunit C, putative. Gene Ontology annotation, cellular component: RNA polymerase III complex. Bases 1 to 858 code for a protein of 285 amino acids. Gene Ontology annotation, biological process: transcription by RNA polymerase III. The transcript has 6 exons. Lineage: Eukaryota; Apicomplexa; Aconoidasida; Haemosporida; Plasmodiidae. The record is from RefSeq and is a predicted model, not a curated record.
AUGAAUACAAAUAAACAAUUAGUUAAGGAUAUUUAUAAAAUAGAAUAUAAGGAUGCUAUAAAUAUAGAAAAAUUAGAAGAAAUUUAUGAAAAAAAAAAAAAUGUUAAAUUAAAAAGAAGUGAAAUUGUUUAUACUUUAAAUAUUCUUGAAAAUGCAAGAGCUUGCUCAAUUAAAAAUGAAAAUAAUACAAUUAUAACUAGAAUGAGAAGUGAAGAAGUUACAAAAAAAUUAAAAGAAUUAAGUGAUAUAGAUUUUUUAAUUUUUACAAAAGUUGAAAAUAGUCAAAACAGUGGAAUAUGGACAGCUGAUUUAAGAAAACAAACAAAAUUAUUAAUACAUCAAGUUCAAAAAGGUGUAAAAUUAUUAUGUGAAAAUAAAUUAAUAAAACAAGUAAAUAAUAUUCAUGUUAAAAAUCGUAAAAUGUAUAUUUUGUAUGAUUUAGAAGCUUCAGAAAAAGUAAUAGGAGGAUCAUUUUAUACAGAUGGAGAAUUUAAUAAAAAAGUUGUUGAUUAUAUUAGAGAAAAUAUUUGUUUUUAUUUAUACAAUAAUAAUAAUUCAAAUGUUACAUCAGUAAUUAAUUAUAUUAAAAAACUUAAUAGUAGUGUUGGUUUUUUUUCAGAUAGUGAUAUUUAUAGGGUUAUAAAAACAUUAUUAUAUGAAGAAAAAAUUAAAAUAUAUAAAAAUAAUAGUAAUGAUGAAAUAAUUUAUUAUUAUAAUAAUGAAAACAAAAAAUUUCUAAAUAGUUUUCCAUGUUUUUCAUGUGAAAUUUUUAAUAAAUGUAAUUCAGAUACUAAAACUACUAUUAACCCUAAAAAUUGUUUAUAUUUAAAUUUUUACCUUAACUUAGAAAAUGAAUAA